AUGGCUGAUACGGCGCCUACAGCCUUCGGGGACGUUCAUGUCCUCGAACCAACACAGCCGCACACGCACACCGCCAUCCUACUCCAUGGACGAGGCAGCCAUGGCGAAGAGUUUGCAGAAGAGCUAGCAGAGACGUUGAUGUCUGACAACAAAACUAUCAUACAGGCUCUGCCUAGCUGGAGAUGGGUCUUCCCCAGCUCCCGCGAGCUUUGGAGCCCAGUCUUUGAGGAAAUCAUGCCAGCCUGGUUCGAAGCCUACUCAUUGACUGAUAUCACGGUGAGACAAGACCUGCAAACGGAUGGGAUUCGUGAUUCAGUGAAGCAUGCUGAAGGAAUCUGGGAGGCCGAAGUUGAGCGGUUGGGUGGCAUGGAGUCGAAAGUUGUUCUGGGUGGGAUCAGCCAGGGAGGUGCAAUCGGUAUCUGGACCAUGCUGUGCAUAAAAAGUAAACGGCCCACGUCUCAGCCAGCAGCUUUCGUAGGAGCUAGCACAUGGCUCCCAUUCGCCGUCGAUAUCGAGCACGCUCUGAGUGGAAACGACAAGGAGUCGGAGAACAAAAUUGGCAGCGACUUUGUGAGGUCCAUGAUCGGCCAGGAUACUGAAGCUCAGUCACUGAUGCCUGUGUUUCUCGGCCAUGGUACGGACGAUGCUAUUGUGGAUGUGGAGUUGGGACGUCAGGCAAAAGAUGUUCUCUCUCGAGUUGGGUGGACGGUGGAUUGGAAUGAGUACUCGGGGGCUGAUCUGGAAGGUCACUGGCUGAAAGGACCGGAGGAGGUUGAUGAUAUUGUCCGAUUCCUCCGAAGUGUAACGGAGUGA
Molecule: messenger RNA, 813 nt
Organism: Fusarium pseudograminearum CS3096
Lineage: Eukaryota; Fungi; Ascomycota; Sordariomycetes; Hypocreales; Nectriaceae
Exons: 1
Coding region: 1-813 (270 amino acids)
Biological process (GO): protein depalmitoylation
Cellular component (GO): cytoplasm
Molecular function (GO): carboxylic ester hydrolase activity; palmitoyl-(protein) hydrolase activity
Source: RefSeq, a predicted model, not a curated record